GAACACGCAGAAGCGCGCGCGCACAGGCCAGAAGCAAGGCGAGACAAAGAUGGCGGCAGCGGUGGGGGAAGCGGCGUGAUGUGCGGGAGAAGGAGAGCAUUAACACCGAAUUAUCAACGCUGUCAGUCUAGCCCUAGAGAAAAUGGAAACUAUGUCACAUUAGGACGUCUGUUUGUAUGAAAAAAUAGAAUACACAUCACAGCAUCUCCCCGACCAAGGGAACGUUUAUUUUCUUUUUGACUGGAAAAAGGAAAACUAACCGGGAGCAGCAUGGCUUCAGACAGUAACCAGUACAUCUUUGGGGAGUUCAGCCCGGACGAGUUCAACCAGUUCUUCGUUACGCCCCGCUGUUCUGUAGAGCUCCCCCCAUUCAACGACAAGGGUUCCUAUGUCAGUCAGUCCUCAGGAAGUUACUGUGCCCCCGCCGUGCCGUACUAUACCGAAACAGUGAGGCGGCAGGUCUGCGGUGAAGAGUACCAGCACAUCGAGUUCGGGGUGGACGAGGUCAUCGGGGCGGAGCCCCUGCGGGUGAAGGAGUCCCUGCAGCGGGUGUCCAGCACGCUCAACCCCCAGGCCCCCGAAUUCAUCCUGGGCUGCCAGCCCGCCCCCAAGGCCCUGCCGGACCUGCAGCCGGGGGAGGAGCCCGACGGCUGCGCUGACUCAGAGCUCCCCCUGCUGGACGGCGCCGGGGGCGCCUGCCCGGACCUGGAGGGCGCGGCGGGCGGCCUGGGCCAGCGGGAGCGCAAAAAGAAGAAAAAACGGCCGCCGGGGUACUACAACUACCUGGAGGGGUCCGGCGGCGACGCCGGGGGCGACGACGACGGCCCCGCCCCCCACGGCGACGCCCCCCUCGGGGCGGGGCUGGUCAACGGACACGUGCCGAGCGUCCCGGGUCUCGGGUCAGAGUCGGACGUUGCCGGGGAGACGGAAGCCGAGGCCGAGGCCGCCUCGCCUUCCAGGCGCAGCCCUGCCGCUGAGGCCCCGCCCCCCCUCACAGCGACCGCGGUCGCCGUCGCCGCCGGCGACCAGAGGACUUGUGAGAGCCCCGAGGAGUCGUCCCUGGACUUCACGAGCGGGGCGGCCUCUUCAUCGGACAGUAACAACGCGCCCUCCUCCUCUUCCUCCUCCUCCUCUUCAUCGUCGUCCUCCUCUUCCUCGUCCUCCCACAGCAGCGGGGUUGGGGAGGGGGGCAGGACAGCUGAGCAGCCGCAGGACGCCCCGGGCCUGGAGAGCCCCGAACUGCUGGGCAGCGGGAGUCACAGCCCGAGCCCCACCUCCCCGCCUCCUCCGCCCUCCACUGCUGCUGCUGCUCCGCCCACUGCCCCAGGCCACCCCCCCAGCCCCAGCCCCACCCCCUCCCAAACCACUGCUACUACUGACCAGGAGGAGGCUGGGGACGGGGUGGUGCCCAACGGGCCCACUGAGCCUCUCCCUCGCGAGGACUCCCCGGAGCCCGAGGAGGCCCCGUCCCAGCCCCCGCCGGACCUCCAGGCCCCCCAGCCAGCGGCCGAGCAGGCCCUGUCGCCCCCGUCGCCCCUGCCCCCCGCGGGCACCCCGGCUCCCAGCGCGCCCAAGUCCUGGGCCAGCCUCUUCCACAACUCCAAGCCCCUGCCCGGCGGGCCGCAGGCCUACGUGGAGGUAAAAAACGUGCCGCCCCCCGAGGUGCCGGCUGUGCCCGCGGCUGAGACCCCCGAGGUGGCGGGCGACGCCAGGGAAGGACCCGUUCACGUGUCUGAGGACGCCAUGGCCCCCAAGCUCGCAGAACUGAUUGAGACUGUGAAGCUGAUCCACAAACCGGUGUCUCUGCAGCCCAGAGGGCUGAUCAACAAGGGAAACUGGUGCUAUAUCAACGCAACCCUGCAGGCCCUGGUCGCCUGCCCCCCCAUGUUCCACCUGAUGAAGUCCAUACCCGUGCUGGGCGAGUCGCAGAGACCGUGCUCUUCUACGCCCAUGAUCGAUAACUUUGUCAGACUUGUGAACGAGUUCAGCAACAUGCCCGUGCCCUCAAAGGCCAAACAGCAAGCCGCUGGCGAUAAAGUGAUGAAAGACGUGCGGCCGGGAGUCCCCUUCGAGCCCAGCUACAUCUACAGACUCCUGACGCUCAUCAAGUCCGGCCUCUCAGAGAAGGGUCGACAGGAGGACGCCGAGGAGUACCUGGGCUUCAUCCUCAACGGCCUGCACGAGGAAAUGCUCUCUCUGAAGAAGCUCAUCUCCCCACAGGAGGAGAAAGCGCCCGCCGCGCUCAACGGCCCAGAACCCCGGCCCGGGGCGCCCGAGGGCCCGGCGGAGAACGAGGAGGACGGCAGCGAGGACGAGUGGGAGCGGGUCGGCCCCCGGAACAAGUCCUCCGUCACCCGACAGGCCGACUUCGUCCGCACCCCCAUCACCGACAUAUUCGGAGGGCACAUCAGGUCGGUGGUGUACCAGCACAGCUCCAAGGAGUCGGCUACCCUGCAGCCCUUCUUCACCCUGCAGCUGGACAUCCAGUCGGAGAAGGUGCGCUCCCUGCAGGAGGCCCUGGAGGCCCUGGUGGCCCGGGAGUCCGUCCAGGGCUACACCACCAAGACCAAGCAGGAGAUUGAGAUCAGCCGGAGAGUGACUCUGGAGGAGCUUCCGCCCGUCCUGGUGCUCCACCUCAAGCGCUUCGUGUUCGAGAAGACCGGAGGGUGCCAGAAGCUGAUCAAGAACAUCGAUUACCCCGUAGACCUGGAGAUCAGCAAAGAUCUCCUGUCCCCAGGGGUGAAGAGUAAAAUCUUCAAAGGCCAAAGAUCCUACCGGCUCUUUGCAGUUGUGUAUCACCACGGGAACAGCGCCACCGGCGGCCACUACACCACGGACGUGUUCCACAUCGGGCUGAACGGCUGGCUGCGCAUCGACGACCAGGCGGUGAAGGUGGUGGCGCAGCACCAGGUGGUGAAGCAGACGCCCGAGCGCUCGGCCUACCUGCUGUACUACCGCCGCAUCGACCUGCUGUAGAGCCCGCCCGCCCGCCCGCCCGCCACGCCGCCCCACUUCUUCUCUCGCAAGGUUCUCCUCUUCCUGCCCUGAUCUGCCCCCGCCCCACCACCCCUUUCCCACCCUCAACCUCAACCAACCCCAC
This is a messenger RNA of Anguilla anguilla (European eel), 3100 nucleotides long. RefSeq names its product ubiquitin carboxyl-terminal hydrolase 10-like. Gene Ontology annotation, molecular function: cysteine-type endopeptidase activity; cysteine-type deubiquitinase activity. The record is from RefSeq and is a predicted model, not a curated record. The transcript is spliced from 15 exons. Gene Ontology annotation, biological process: DNA damage response, signal transduction by p53 class mediator; regulation of autophagy; protein deubiquitination. NCBI's taxonomy places the organism in Eukaryota, Metazoa, Chordata, Actinopteri, Anguilliformes, Anguillidae. Gene Ontology annotation, cellular component: cytosol; nucleus. The coding region runs from base 271 to 2976 and encodes 901 amino acids.